Leishmania braziliensis MHOM/BR/75/M2904 is the source of this 1146-nucleotide messenger RNA. RefSeq lists its product as hypothetical. The record is from RefSeq and is a predicted model, not a curated record. Bases 1 to 1146 code for a protein of 381 amino acids. The transcript has a single exon. NCBI's taxonomy places the organism in Eukaryota, Euglenozoa, Kinetoplastea, Trypanosomatida, Trypanosomatidae.
AUGACGUCGCGUGUGCCCUUUAGCGGGACAUCGCUGGCGGCGCACGCCAUGCCGAAUGAUGAUGCGGGCACGUGCAUGUGUACGGUUGUGGUACCAAUGCAGUCGAGCAUGCCCAGAGCAGCUGCAGCUGCAGUAGCUACUGCGCCACCAUCCAAUUCCGCGACUGACGGAGGCGCUUACCAAGCAGGUUUUCUCCGCUGUCCGCUGCCACUCCCAACGCUUGGCAGCGGUGUGAGCAGUGGCGCAGCGCCAGCACUAGCGUCUGCCCCACUAAUCAGUGGGAGCCAUGAUCGCCACUGGCAGUCACCGCUCUUCAUUGCCUCUCCACAAUCAGCUCCGCCGCCUUCGGCGUGGGAGAGUGAGGAGACCGGUGUUGUAGCUCCAGCAGAGAUUGACCAUGGCACCGCUACCGGCAGCGGCGCUGAGGAAGAUGAGGUUGCUAGGCAAGAUGAGGCGCCAGUCGAGCGAUGUGGGGUGAGCCGCGACGCCCAGCGCCUGUAUGUGCACCCUCUCGCUGCGGCUGCCGCUUCCGGAGUGUCCCUCGCCUUCCCACCACCUGCGGAUCCUAUCACGGCUGCCCUUGCCCGUCAGAAUCAGCAGCAGCACCGCGGCGAAUCGCGCUCCCCGCUUUCCUCACGCACGCUGCAGGCACUGUACGCAGCGUGCGCAGAGGGGCGACGCUCCAGCUUCCUCGCGCAGCUCACCGCUGACGACGUGCUGGCACCGCCGCCCCUAGCGCUGACCUGGUACCCAUCUGUGCCCUCCGGCGUAACGAAGUUUGCUGAUCGCAAGCGCACAGUAGAUGGCGUGACGGUGGCCACGAUGCACCAGCACGAGAAGAGCAUGUUGGACGAGGAGGAGCACGAUGCUGCUGAGAUGACAUCCACUGGCGUUUCACCCCCAUCGCGUCGCCCGCGGACGGAGGAGUUCACUGUGCCUGUCGCGGAGCUGCCGUCCAUCUCGCCGUGUUCAUCGGUGGCUGCAUCUCUGUGUGUAUGUACACCGCCACUCGGCGCAGACUCGGUGGGGUGCCGGACGAAACGAGGCGACAGCGCCGCUGCCAGUGUGCACGCGAACGCAUACCGAAAGCGUGAUCGUGAUGAGCGAGUGUACGAGUACCUCUCGCACGGGCGGCGGCUGCGUUGA